Molecule: messenger RNA, 504 nt
Organism: Enterobius vermicularis (human pinworm)
Lineage: Eukaryota; Metazoa; Nematoda; Chromadorea; Rhabditida; Oxyuridae
Source: the annotation of a GenBank genome assembly
AUGUCUGUAGCAGCAUCAUUCGAGAUUCAUCGUAUAACACCAGAAAUUGUUCCUAUAGCACCCAUUAAACUGCUAACAGUAACUUUUGAUAACAAUGUUCAGGUAUUUCGAGGAAAUCUGUUGUCACCAGCUGUUGUCAAAAAUAAACCAACAGUAACUUGGGAUAUUGAUUAUGAUUCCUAUUAUACAUUGAUUAUGAUAGAUCCUGAUGUUCCAUCUAAAGCAAAUCCAGAAUUUCGUGAAACUUUGCAUUGGUUAGUGAUAAACAUUCCAAUUGACGAAGUUAGUAAAGGUGAUCUUAUUGCUGAUUUCUUACCGUCUAAUCCAUCGCCUAAAACAGGUUUACAUCGUUACGUCUUUCUGUUGUAUAAGCAAAAACGAAAAUUGUCGAACAUUCAGCCGAUAAGUUUUGAGGAACGAAAAUGUUGGCAUGCAGCUAGAUUUGCCGGCCAAAAUGGCCUUGGUAAUCCAAUUGCAGGCAAUUUCUAUCAGGUAUUAUUAUAA